Asparagus officinalis (garden asparagus) is the source of this 3670-nucleotide messenger RNA. RefSeq names its product SUPPRESSOR OF ABI3-5. Gene Ontology annotation, cellular component: nucleus. The transcript has 17 exons. Bases 288 to 3476 code for a protein of 1062 amino acids. The record is from RefSeq and is a predicted model, not a curated record. Gene Ontology annotation, molecular function: RNA binding. NCBI's taxonomy places the organism in Eukaryota, Viridiplantae, Streptophyta, Magnoliopsida, Asparagales, Asparagaceae. Gene Ontology annotation, biological process: mRNA splicing, via spliceosome.
CGGAUCUGAGUUCUCUUCUCGAUCCAAAUCGGCGCUUUUCUCAUCCGCCGCCCUCUCCCUCUUCAAACCCUCGAUCCCGAUCCCUUUCACGAACUUUUCGACGGCGGCGAUCGGCGACGAAGACGACGAAGCCUUUGACUAAGCCGACGACGAAGACAAUCGGAAGCUCUGGGAAACGAAUUCGGAGCCAAUCAAGAGGCGAAGUAGGAUAGACUUCCAAUCUUCUUGCACCCAAUCUCUGUGAAAGGCCUAUCAAGCACCUUUCAGGGUAAUUCUUGUUGGAAGAAAUGGAUCCUGGACGUUAUGUGCAACAAGGAUGGGAUGCAAACAGCGCCUUGGAGGGGUAUGGUGCUGUCCAUGAGCCAGAUUUCAGGGCUGCUGGUUCAUAUGGUGGUAGGAGGUAUCUGGAUGAAAGGGAUGUAUAUGCAAGGAAUGUGUUCCAUCGUGACAUGCAUGAGAGGGAUGUAUAUCCGCCACCACCACCUGUUCCUGGCAUUUGGUCCCAGCCUAGGAGAAGAGGUCCCAGCGAAGAAUAUGCAUCUAUUCGGGAACCUAGAAGACAUGACAAGUCAUACCAUGAUCAGUAUCAUGAAAUGGAUAAUUUUCAUGAAGCGGAUAAGUAUCAAGAAAUUGAUUCCUUUCAUGAAGUUGAUAGAUUUAAUGAGAGCUAUAACUAUCAUGAUACAAAUCGUUACCGUGACUAUGGGCUUGAAAGACAUUCAAGGUUUGGAGGCCGAGAUGAUAAUGAUUUAGGCGACACUUAUGACUACCGGAAUCGUAUUUCCCACCGUAGCCGAGAGACGAGCCGUGAGAGAGACCAUGAUUUUGGUCGGUAUAGUUGUGAUUCUGAUCAUGAGAGAGUCAGAAGGGAUGGUAGUUGGCGACGACGUGAAUCCCGUGAUCGUGAGAGGGACAGACGAGGUGUGAGUCGGGAAAGAGAUCCGAGUCCAUAUAGGCGGCAUGACCGCUCUCACUCUCGUGGAAGGGAUGAACGUUCGAGAUCCAGAUCUCCUCGUGGUCGAAGCCGUGGGCGGAGUCACAGAGAAGACAGCAAUGAUGAUGACCGGUAUGAAAAGAGCGAUAAACAUAGGGAUUGGGAUCGUGAACGUGAUGAGAGGAGAUAUCCUGAAUCUUCGGUGGCUCCAUCUGCUACAAUUGUUGUGAAGGGUCUAUCGCAGAAGACAAAUGAGGAAGAUCUUUAUCAAAUUCUCUCUGAAUGGGGACCCCUUCGACAUAUCCGUGUUAUUAAAGAACGGAAUUCCGGCAUUUCUCGAGGAUUUGCUUUUAUUGACUUCCCCACUGUGGAAGCUGCCCGCAACAUGAUGGAUGGUAUAGGAGAGAGUGGCCUUAGUAUUGAUGGAAGAAAGCUGCUUUUUGAGUACAGUAGUAAGCCUACUGGUGGAGUGGGUGCACCUUUAGGUCAGGAGAGCGCUUUUAGAACGGGAUAUGGACACAACAGAUUCUCCGCUGCACCCUCUGACUGGAUGUGUACUAUAUGUGGUUGUGUAAAUUUUGCACGUCGAACAUCCUGUUUCCAGUGUAAUGAGAGCCGAUCUGAUGAUGCUCCUUCAGCUGAUAUGGCCACCUCUAAUCCAGCAUCAGUUGGUAAAAGAGCAUCAGACGCUGGGCCGACUCAUGUUUUGGUUGUUCGAGGAUUGGAUGAAAAUGCUGAUGAAGAAAUGCUCCGCUAUGAGUUUGCCAAACAUGCUCCAAUUAAGGAUAUUAGGCUUGUCAGGGAUAAAUUCACCCAUGUGUCCAGGGGUUUUGCAUUCGUGCACUUUCACUCGGUGGAGGAUGCUACAAAAGCGUUGGAUGCAACAAAUGGGACAACUCUCGAGAAGAAUGGUCAGAUCGUUCGUGUAGCAUUUGCGAAAAGUGUUCAUGGUCCUGGUGCUGGUGCUCCUCAAUCUAGUAGUCUUGCUGCAGCUGCAAUUGAGGCAGCAACAUUUGCACAACAGUAUGAUGCUGUUGGUUGGGCCCCUAAGGAAUACAACCCUGAUGAAAAGGUGUCCGCAGUUGGGAGCGAACAAAAUGGAAAUGGGCAAGCACAAAAAGGCUGUUCAGCUCCGCAAUCUGGAUUUGUAUGGGAUGAAAAAUCUGGUUAUUAUUAUGAUGCUGCCUCUGGCUUCUACUAUGAUGGAAACUCAGGUCUUUACUAUGAUGGCAACAACGGAAUAUGGUAUACCUACGAUCAUCAGAACCAGCAAUAUGUACCUUGUGCUGAUCAGAGCAAUAACAAGGAAACUGCCGAAUCAAUUAAUGAAAGUAAAGCAUCUGAUGGUGCUGGUAGCAAGAAGGUUGUGAUUUCUGCCCCGGCAACUACUACGGCAAAAUCAAAUGAGAAGGCAUCUUUACCCGAUGCUGUUCAAGCAGCAGCAGCAGCAGCAGCAGCUGCAGAGAAGAAAGAGAAGGAGAAGUUAAAAGAGAUUAAACUGGCAUCAAAAAGCAGUCUUUUAGCUAAUAAAAAGAAAAUGAAUAAUGUCUUAGCCAUGUGGAAGCAAAGAAAUCAUGAGGGGCAGGCUGCACGAGUGGUUCUUGAUGAUAAUCAGUCUUCUGGUUUGAGUGAAGAUAAGCAGAUCAGUUCAUUCAAUAUUGGAAAAAGUAAGGUGAAAUCAGACGCAUUUUCUUCAAAAGACAAUGCGAAUAGCUCCAUCUUUUCAGCUUCAGCAGUAAACCGUGGCUCCACUAAUAUGUCUUCAAAUUCUGUCGGUGCGCAUUCGGAUUCUCCAAUCACACCAAGGCCUGUGAGUAAUAGUGCCGGUGGCACAAUAAUGGGUGUGAUUAGGGGUUCAGGUAAGGGGGUUAUAAAGUCUGAUACAACAUUCCCCGGAUUAUCAAGUGCUGGAAGUACUGCUGCUUCAACUCCCAUUACAAGUAUUUCUGGGAUGUCCUCUGUUGAAACCUCUGUUGUAACACCAUUCAAAACUGAUGCAUCAGCAUUAGGUUCUUAUGUACCUCCGGUUUCUGCGAGCGGAAAGCGGAGGUUUUUGGAGGCACCAGCACAAUCAACUACUCCAACAACAUAUAGGGAUCGUGCAGCUGAGAGAAGAAGCUUAUAUGGUUCAUCAUCAACUGCUGUUAGGGAUGACAUGUCAGACCGUGGGGAAUCAAAUUGUGAAUAUGCAUAUAGAAAGGGCUCAGAUUCUAUGCCUUUCCCUCCUGGAGUUGGGGGAGGACGUCCAACUGGUGAUGUUAACGCCCAAAAUUUUGAGGUGAUAACUGCUGACCGGGCCAUUGAUGAAAGCAAUGUUGGUAAUCGCAUGCUGAGGAAUAUGGGCUGGCAAGAAGGACUGGGGCUUGGUAAAGACGGUAGUGGCAUCAAAGAGCCAGUCCUGGCAAAUGUUGCGGAUGACAGAGCAGGGCUUGGAAGUCGGCAAAGGAAGGUGGUAGAUCCGAGCUUGGAGGCUCAAGCUGGGGAUAGUUAUAAAACCAUCAUACAAAAGAAGGCGAUUGCGAGGUUUCGAGAGAUGGCUUAAGUUGGUUUGUAAACAAGGAGUCUUUCUUACCUCCUCCCACUCUUGUAGCUGUUAUUUGUUUACGUUUAUGGGUUUGUUAUUUGUUACUCGUGUAAAUUUGAUGAUAUUUAUGGAAUGGGUUUUGCUGGCCAUCAUUGUAUAAUUGAAUGUCUGCUUGUAUUUAAGCAAGAAGGAUCAUGUUCCUUGCUUUGUUA